Messenger RNA from Lampris incognitus (smalleye Pacific opah), 1755 nucleotides. RefSeq names its product mitochondrial calcium uptake 2 (gene micu2). The record is from RefSeq and is a predicted model, not a curated record. Gene Ontology annotation, biological process: calcium import into the mitochondrion; mitochondrial calcium ion homeostasis. Bases 53 to 1306 code for a protein of 417 amino acids. The transcript is spliced from 12 exons. NCBI's taxonomy places the organism in Eukaryota, Metazoa, Chordata, Actinopteri, Lampriformes, Lampridae. Gene Ontology annotation, cellular component: uniplex complex. Gene Ontology annotation, molecular function: calcium ion binding.
CUCCCCGUAGCUUAGAGACCCGCAGCCGCCCGUUGGCUUCUGCUUCCUGAAAAUGUCGGUCUGGGGUCGGGUCGCUGUCGGGCUGAGGGGGUUUCUGAACAGGCCUCGGUGUCUCGGAGUUUCGAGGCUGCGACGUGCCGUCGGAUCCGGCUCCGCCGUUUUGGGAUCUCUCGUCGGACUCGGAGCGGGUUACCAUUACGCGGGUAGUAGGGCCAUUCCGUCCACCGUGUACGCUGAGCAGAAAGAGAGUGCAGCACCCCACCUGCCUGCCAGACGAAUGCGUUUCAUCCAGUUCGCCUCGGUGAUCUAUGAAGAUGAGCCUUACAUGACCCCAAGGGACUUCCUUUUCUCUGUGAUGCUGGAGAAUGUUGACCGAAAGCUGCAGGAGAGGGUUUUGACUAAAAGGGAGCUUGAGAAAAUGUUAACCGCAGCCUCGAACGCAAAGGCAGGCAACGACCUGUUCAGAAACCUGGGAGAUUGUGGUUUGAUAUCCUACACAGAAUACUUGUUCCUGCUAACCAUCCUGACCAAACCUCGCACAGGAUUUCACAUAGCUUUCAAAAUGCUUGAUAUUGAUGGCAAUGAGCAUGUCGACAAAAAGGAGUUUCUCAAGCUCAAGAAAAUCAUUGGAAACAGGAAAAAGAAGCUUUUAGAGGACAACACAGAUAGACCAGUGAAUGAGGUGGACGGCGUGAACACUACACUACAGGCCUAUUUCUUCGGGAAGAACGGAGAAGACAAGCUGCAAUAUCAGGAUUUCCGCAGGUUCAUGGAGAAUCUGCAGUCCGAGGUGCAGGAGAUGGAGUUCCUGCAGUUCUCGAGGGGCAUGGACACCAUGCGGCGGGAGGACUUUGCCGAGUGGCUGCUGCACUACACCAACGAGGAAGACAAUGAGGCCUACUGGGAAAACAUGAGGAAGAGGAUCCCCGCAGGCCAGAGCAUCACGUUUGAUGAGUUCAAAGUCUUCUACCUCUUCACAAACAAUCUGGAGGAUUUUGCUUUCUCCAUGAAAAUGAUCAGUCAAGCCAAUCGUCCUAUUGGAAUAGCCCAGUUUAAGCGAGCUGUGAGGAUCGCCACAGGCCACGAUCUGUCUGACAACGUGCUGGACACAGUAUUUAAGAUAUUUGAUAUGGAUGGAGACAACUGCCUUAGUCAUAAGGAGUUCAUCGCUGUGAUGGAGGACAGAGUGCUGCGGGGCCUCAAGGUGCAGCCCCAGCACGGCAUCUCUGGCUACUGGAAGUGUGUGAAGCGGGAGACUCUGAAGGGAGCCAAAGAAGCACUGCAGCACACAGGAAGCCCUUUCUGAAGGGCCGCGUGUUGUGUUUUUCAAAGACCACCAGCCAUUGUGUGACCGAUGACCUGGCUGUAUUUAGCUGUAAAGACACCUGGUCUUAAGUAACAAAUGGCGAGCAAAGGAUUUACAGCACAUUCUAUGUACGCAUUCACACACCAGCAUGUCUGUUAAUAUGUGGUUGGUAUAUUACGCCAGGGUGUAAGCAAAAGGUCUAUGGGAAUGGUGUCGCGUUUACAAUUACUUUAUAUUGGGACACGUUUUAGAACGAUGGGGCGAAAUGUUUAUUCAAAUCAGGCAUUUUCUACUAAUGGGUUACCACUUUGUGCUUCAUCUUGCACUUUAUUCACUUUCUAAACAUUGCUUGCAGUGUGUUUACAAAACUGGUUUAACUGUGGUAAAAUGGGAGAGAUUUGUGGAGAAAUGUGAAAACAAACACCAUGGCUGCAAAUUGUCUUGGGGGG